Molecule: messenger RNA, 1056 nt
Organism: Varanus komodoensis (Komodo dragon)
Lineage: Eukaryota; Metazoa; Chordata; Lepidosauria; Squamata; Varanidae
Gene: SNORC
Product: secondary ossification center associated regulator of chondrocyte maturation
Exons: 2
Coding region: 653-1030 (125 amino acids)
Biological process (GO): cartilage development
Cellular component (GO): cell periphery
Source: RefSeq, a predicted model, not a curated record
GAGAGAGAGAGAGAGAGAGAGAGAGAGAGAGAAUAAAUACACCUUCUACAGCAGUGGUGAGCACCACAUGCCUUCUGCAUAGCAGCAAAAAUCACAGUGAUUUUGCCAGGUGGCAGUUUUCACAAAGAGGACUGCAGUCUUGGAAGCGCCAUGCAAGUGCGGUUCCGCCUGGCAACAAGGAGCAUGUGAUGAUUUGCUGCUGAACCGUUAUUUAGGAGGGCAGUCCAACCCCACCACAGCCUGAAUUGCCCCUGCUUGGACUGCUGCUACGCGCUUUGGUCUAGAGCAGUAUGUCCAGUGAGUUUUGGCCUUUAAAAAAAAAUAAGCCUAUGAAAGCCUCCAAAGGUGCUUUGCCAAAACACAUACUUUUUCUUUGCAGAUAGAAUGUGAGCUGUUGCUCUUCAGAAUGCAAAAUUACGUGAAGAGCCAUCUCUUGUGCGUGAGCCCUAAAUCUUAAGAGGACAGAACUGUCUGUAGAAGGAAGAGAGAUGGGCAUCUGAAAGUGCUCUUAGGGUGCUGGUGCAGGUUAGAAACUCAGGCCUAUGGGACAAUGAAUAGCUUUUAAGGCUUUAUCCAGAAGAGGGCAACAUUGUUUAUUCUUCGCUCACAGCCUGACAUAGCAUAUCUGCUGCUGGUAAGAUGAAAUUGCUGAAUGAAGCAGGGAUACGUCAUCAGCUUUAUUUUAGAGGUUAGAGGAAUUGUUGAGGGACUAACAGGACUGAUAUGUUUUGUUCCAGCAGAAUAUCCUCAAGUACCUCUGCCAACACUGUGGAAUGAUCCCCCAGAGCUGCCAUCAGGUGGAGGGCCCUUAGAAACCACCACCGCUACCCGCUUCUCAGAUGCUCCAGGAUUUCCACCAUACACUUCUGAUUAUGAGCCAGAGGACACAACUCACCUCCCCCAGCUGGAUAAUGGGAAUGGGUCUCUGGGUCCUGGAGCAAUUGGUGCCAUAGUGAUUGCUGCUUUGCUGGGAACUUCUGUGAUUGUGGCCUUGAUUGUCAUCACUCUGAGAAAGUUUUCUGCCUCUUGAGUUCAAUAAAAUGUUCCCUCCUAAUA